AACUCCUUGACAGAAAGUAUAACACGCGUUUCGGUUGUUUACAAUGUGGAAGUGAAGUGAUGGAUAUAGAUAUAAUGGAUAUUUUACAAUCCGAAGAUAUAAAAGUUGAGCGUGCACCAGAAGAGGAUAUACCAGUACCAUCACUCGGCACUAAAGGUGCCAUGAAGGAAAAAAGUAAAAAUGCAGCCAGAAGUAGAAGAGAGAAAGAAAACGCAGAAUUUCUGGAACUAGCAAAACUUUUACCACUACCUGCUGCAAUCACAUCACAAUUAGACAAAGCCUCAGUUAUCAGACUGACAACUUCUUAUUUGAAAAUGAGGCAGGUGUUUCCUGAUGGGCUGGGAGAUGCUUGGGGUGCAACCCCCGCAAUUCCAAACCCUAGAGACACACCCAUCAAAGAACUGGGAUCAUACCUUUUACAGACAUUGGAUGGUUUCAUCUUCGUCGUAGCUCCAGAUGGAAAAAUAAUGUACAUAUCAGAAACUGCGUCUGUUCAUUUAGGUUUAUCACAGGUAGAACUGACAGGAAACAGUAUAUACGAAUAUAUACAUCCAGCAGAUCAUGAUGAAAUGACAGCCGUACUAACACCCACCAUGUUCCCUCCCGGGGUGACGCCAUUGCAUGAUCAUGAAAGCGAAAGAGCAUUUUUCCUCAGAAUGAAAUGUGUUCUGGCGAAAAGAAACGCAGGAUUAACAAAUGGCGGAUACAAGGUUAUCCACUGUUCGGGUUAUCUCAAAAUAAAGCAAUAUAGCGCUGGAUCUGGACCUUACGAAGCUGGCUGUUAUCAGAAUAUGGGUUUAGUUGCAGUAGGCCACUCGUUGCCACCUAGUGCUAUUACCGAAAUCAAACUCCACACGAACAUGUUUAUGUUUCGAGCAAGUCUUGACUUAAAACUAAUUUUUUUGGAUGCACGGGUAGGUCAGUUAACUGGAUAUGAGCCGCAAGAUCUGAUUGAAAAAACCCUCUACCAUUACGUACAUGGAAGCGAUAUUCUUGCUUUAAGAUUUUCGCAUCAUCAAUUAUUGUGCAAAGGACAAGUCACGACAAAAUACUACAGAUUUCUUUGUAAAGGAGGAGGCUGGGUUUGGAUGCAAAGUUACGCAACAAUCGUCCACAACUCAAGAUCAUCUAGACCUCAUUGCAUUGUAUCAGUUAACUACGUACUAAGUGACUUCGAAGCCAAAGAAUUGAUCCUCAACUUGGCUCAGGGUUCGCCAAGAGAAGACUUAUCAAGUUCACCACGAUCACCAAUACACACACCAACGAGGACUCUAUCAUCACAACAAAAAUACCAUUCCCCCCAUCCCACAAAUAGAAUAGCCUCCACUUUAAUAUCCCCCCAGACGUCCUCCACCACAGACGAUGACUUCAGCGAUUCCAACGGAGGAAUAGCCUAUCCCCCACCUGAUUAUCCAUCGGUGUUUUUACAUUGUUACGGAAACGAAGACUCGUACUACUCCCAGCAGGAAAUGUUUUAUACUUACUCUGAUACCGAGAUCAGUCAACACGUGACCUCUUCAGUAACGUCGCAACAAAGACCUUUUAGCGCAUCUUCGAGUUCUUGUAGUUCUUCAGAAAGUGAACACCUACAUUUGCAGAAUACAAGUAACAACUCGUAUUGCAGUGAAUCGCACAAUAACUUCAAUGUAAACUGUUUCAACAAUAAUCAGUCACAGCCGCAGAGUUGGCAAGGACACGAAUUCAAACCUUUGAGCACCGCUAAUCAUUCGGCAGGAUACACCAGCGUUAUCGUGGAUACACAGCAAUAUCAGCUGGCUAACGAAUAUGUGCACUGAUUGAAAAGAAGUAGCCGAAUUGAAUCAUGACUUCUAAUUUUGAAAAGUGUUCAUGAGUGUUUCUCAAAUUUUAGUAAAAUUACUGAAAAAUUUGUGUUAUAGGAAUAUUCGGUGAGGGUUCUAUUUUGAUUUCAAUAAUGUCGACCAGAGAUUAUCAGUAAUUAUCUUUAUCAAUUAAUUCAUGACCACUAUUUUCAUUUCCUGAAAUCACACUGAAUCCAUAGUAAUUCAAAGUUAAUUUACUGACGUUAGAUUAGAUAAUUAUCUAAUCUAAUUGGUUUCUCUGCUAUUUGAUGUUUGUAGUUAAAUAUCAUCUGAAAAAAAAUAAUGUUUUCACAAUAAAAAAAAUGACGGUUGAAAUCCUAUAAAAACAUAUAAGAAUUGAGUAGGGUCAAAGCUAUUACAAUAUGCCCAUAAAAGGACUUGAAAAAAGGUAAACAACUGCCAUGACGAAGAUAGUAUAUCAAAGUUUCAGGAACGACUGACUGUCACUCGAUCAAUUUUAAACCAUUCAGAGCCCCCCCCCUCAUUUUGCCACCAUUCACCAAUAAUAAAUAAGAUAAGUUGCUUAAUAAUUAUAUAUGUUUCACUUAACAUAUAAUUGUGCCGAAGAUGAUUGUGCCAAAGCUAUUUUCCGGGGUAAAAAAGAUCCCUUGUAGCUUGCUAAAACAAGAGAAAUUGUCGCCUCGAGCAAACCGACAAAUCAGCUGUAGCCGAACAUGCACUCAACAAAGAAGGCACUC
Messenger RNA from Leptinotarsa decemlineata (Colorado potato beetle), 2539 nucleotides. It is a transcript of the gene sim, whose product is annotated as bHLH transcription factor single-minded. Gene Ontology annotation, molecular function: protein dimerization activity; RNA polymerase II transcription regulatory region sequence-specific DNA binding; DNA-binding transcription factor activity, RNA polymerase II-specific. Gene Ontology annotation, cellular component: nucleus; cytoplasm; transcription regulator complex. Lineage: Eukaryota; Metazoa; Arthropoda; Insecta; Coleoptera; Chrysomelidae. Gene Ontology annotation, biological process: regulation of transcription by RNA polymerase II. The record is from RefSeq and is a predicted model, not a curated record.